Messenger RNA from Anastrepha ludens (Mexican fruit fly), 6341 nucleotides. It is a transcript of the gene Fancd2, whose product is annotated as Fanconi anemia group D2 protein homolog. Gene Ontology annotation, molecular function: DNA polymerase binding. The record is from RefSeq and is a predicted model, not a curated record. Gene Ontology annotation, biological process: mitotic intra-S DNA damage checkpoint signaling; interstrand cross-link repair; double-strand break repair involved in meiotic recombination. Lineage: Eukaryota; Metazoa; Arthropoda; Insecta; Diptera; Tephritidae. The coding region runs from base 98 to 4651 and encodes 1517 amino acids. The transcript has 25 exons. Gene Ontology annotation, cellular component: nucleus; condensed chromosome.
UGGAAAAUACAACACUGUGGUAGACAAAAUCCAAUUGAAUUUACGCGGGCAGUAUUUAGAUAUAAAUUUUCAAUAAAUUAUCAAUUUUAUUUCCAACAUGUAUAAAAAUCGCAAGUUCAAUAAAAACGCAAAAGCGCCCGAGAGUAAGGAAAAUAAAAGAGGCUUGACUUCAAUUGAUGAAAAUGCAUCGGUUAAAUUUGCACGCACUUUGAAUUUAGCCUCAAUUCACCAGAAAACACAACCCACAACAGCAACUGUUGGAGUUGAUAUUUGCAUGUUGGAGAAGCCUGGUGGUAGCAGCGAAGAGAAUAUUCCAGCGUCACAAGAGGCUACUCAACGUUACUUGUCACAGCGUAGCAUGAUCGCCUCGUCUCUAGGACGUACACAGUCGCGUAAUACCAGUGGCCGUCCACCAAAGAGUUACUUUGAGCUUGUACUUAUAAAAGCGGGUGUACUGUUGGAUGAGGCUGACAAUUUUGUAUUAUCGUGCGAUCAUAUCUCGUUUGUCAGUAAAUUUCGUGAAGUAUUUUUAAAAUGUUCGAAUUGUAAGGAAAACGUGGAUAUGUUUAAAACUGGCUUCAGUGAGGCAUUAUCGCCGAAAUGUAAAUACAGUUUGAAACUGUUAAGUGGCUGUACAAUCAGUGUGCCUGGCCAUGAUUCAACAUAUCAGUCACAGGAGAGUAUGAUUGUAAACUUUCUAAUGAUAGACUUUUUACGCGAUGCAGUGGUCGAGGUAUUGUUAAAUAAGAUAUUAGAUGCUGCUGUGCAGAGUACACCUAUAUUCCUUGCAGGAGGCACAGUUCCAUUACUACCGCUACUUGUAGCACAGCUACGUUAUGUGGCGCAAUCUCAUAGUACUCUAAUAUAUGAACGCAUCUUGGAGAUAUUUAAAAAAGCCAGCGAACCCUCUAAACAAGAUAUUAUAGUUCAUGCUGAGUUCAUAUUGGACGCAAGCAAACAUGAUGAUUUUGUACAAAUGCUUUUGGAUAAUUUGCCUUCGAGCAAAGAUUUAUUUCAUGUGAGCUCAAUUCAGUCGUUGACAAAGCUCAAUUUAGGCAAACACAUGCACGAACAGAUUCGCCAUCUUAUACUGGACUACAUAAAGGAAGAUGGGUUUAUCGAUACGACCUUGCCGUUAAUGGUGAACUUUCUGCUGAAAUAUUUAACUGAGGCUACUGAUGACGAUGUCAUUGAGCUGGUUACCACUAUACGUCAAAUAUUGGUUUGGCGAUUGAAUACGCCUAUGGAGCGGGAAACGCAAAUACAGCUUUUUAAUUGCAUUGAACAAGCCUUGGUGCGUUCUAAAAAGUUCUAUACUUUUUGGCAAAAAAUCUUAUCUUCAUUACCGGGCAGCCAAUUUAGGUCUUUAGAUUUCAUAAUGCUUCUACUUCUCAUACAUAUUAAAGAAGAUAAUUAUAUGUAUAUUGAGAACGUCCUACGCCGUCGCAUAAAACUUGAACAUAUAGCGGCUGAUAUAUUUAUAGAAAUGAAAUCGAACUAUGCUGCUGUUUUGGAACAACAUACAUCUAUCCUAAUGGAAUUGAUGCAUGAUUUUCUCAGGGAAAAAAAUAAAAUUGUAGCAGACUUUGCUAAAGCGUCGUAUGGAAUCUUAUUUCAAAUAUGUGAUUCUAUUCAACGCGGUAUACUAAGGAGAUUACUUCAGCUGACGUGUGACAAAUCUUCACGAAAUUUUACAAAUCUCUCAUUGGAAUUACUAAGAGAAUUGCAAAUCAAGUAUCGCGCUGAAAUACAGAAUUGGGGCACACUAUUAAUGCCUUUAUUAGACCGUUUAAGCGAACUGACACUUACACAAACUCGUUUGGCCAUGGAGUUGCUCUGUUCGAUUGCCUUUCCUCCGCCACCACUUUCCGAGUGUACUGUGCUGCAGGAUCAGCUAGAUAUGAUUUUGAAAAAGCAAAUAAUAAAUCAUUCAUUGCAUGUAAAGAAACAAGGCAUCAUUGGCAGUGUUCAGCUAAUCGAUUGUAUGGCACGAAUUGAAGAUACUAUUAUAGAACAUGAUGAUUUCGACGUUUCAUAUUCCAACGCUAGUUCACUACCCGACGGGCGCGGUAAAAUGGCAGCUAACUUCGUAAUGCUUGUUGAAUCAACUGCUAUACACUGUCCCGAAUCCUUAGCACUAUUUUAUGAUGAAUUGGCGUGCGCCUGUAGGUGUCUGCCAAGUGAACGUGAUUCCUGUACACAAUUGGACAAACCAUACCUAAUUUGGUUAUGUGAUGUAAUGACCUUCUAUUUCCAAAAUAGUUUUGUGGCCGAACAUUCACCUACCAAACCAUUUGGAAUUAACUUAUCAUAUCAGAAAUGUAUUAAUACCGCUGAGGACACUGAGAAUAUUGAGGAAAGCGAAGUACCAAGUAUAGCAAUUAAUAUAGCAGAAUUGGUAUUGAAGCCGGGUUCUGUCUCUUCAUCCUCGAUCCUAGUGCUUGCUCCGUUAUUCAAUUUAGUGCGUUCUCUUCAUCUGCAACGUUAUCAAGGCAGUUUGGAACAAAUAAAUGCCUUACUUGGUUGCGCUAUAAUAUUGCCAUCGUUUUUCGACGAAUCCAAUACAGAUUCAAUAUUUUACGAUUACGAUGAACAACUGCAAAAACGGAUUUUGGAUAUAUAUUUUCAUUGUGUGAAUUGGAUGCGCGAGACUGUCAGUUCAUUUUCAACUCAACACGAAGAAAUGAUACGUCGCAAGGUUUUACAUCGUUUGAGCGAGCUCAUAGCCACAGAAGACAAAGUGCGGUUAUUGUUGGAUAAAGCGCCAGCAGAUUAUAUACCUCCUCAGGCUCAAUUUAUAACAUCAAAUUCAGCAGUUUCCAGUGAAAGCGCUGAGGCACGCGGAAAGUUGAUGCCAUCAACAAAAGACGCACAACAGAAAGGGCAAAACGACAAAGGCUUAAAUUCGGAGUCCCUAAUAUUCAAUGACACGCAUGCAGCUGAUGUGACAAAUGAUGGGAACGCUACCGCUAAGUUGGCAAGCAUUGGACGCUCUAAAAGCACAGAGAAUAAGAAAGCAUUUGAUGUUCUUUAUGGGCCACGAGAAACAUAUAGGCAAAUGGAUUCCGACAUUAUGUUAAUACUGCGUGAAGAGUUAGUCAUGAAAUAUCCAUUACCAUCCGAUGAUAUGGGCAAACGAAUUGGUUUGCUUGAAUUUCGCUUUAUUUUAAAUGACUUAAUAUCCAAAUUAGAAUCGAUUACCGCCGCACAAAAGUUUCAAAAUGAGCAGCCUUUACAACAUGUCGCUAAACCUGAAUAUUUCAUGUGUGACUUAUCAAAGUUUCUGCAAACGAUUCUGGAGAGAAUGUCAAAGUUGUCAAAAGAGAUCAACACGCAAUUGGAAAGCGUAAAAUAUGUGUAUAGCAAUGGUGAUCUUUUCACCCCUGAGUUCAAUUACAUCAAACUUUGUUUCAAUAUGUGUCUACGUUUGUUGGCGGUAUUUUUCUCUUGGCCACAAUUCAGCGAUGGUAGCGACACUGAGACACUCUUGACAGACUCGCUGCUUGUACUAUUGGAUAAUACCAAGAGAUCAAGCUUGCGUAAAAAGCCCAUAGCAGAUGUGGCAGCUGCAGCUUUUGACGUAAUGCUUACGUAUGAAGUUUCUAUCGUUGAUUUGAAAACUGCCGUAUAUCUACUUGAUUUACUAAAACUACUUAAGCGCUUUUCUAACAAAAGCUCCAAUAGUAGCUGCAGUAACCUGGAGCAACGUAAGGUGUUGAUUGAGAAACAGGAAAAGGAAAUACGUGGUUUGUGCAAAAAGUUUUUGCAGAGAAAGUGGUUCAGUUACGAAGGACUGGCAGAAAAGGGCGCCACUUGCAAUAUAUAUUUGAAUAUACUAGUAAAAGAUUUCCUCAAGAAUUCCGAUUUCCGUCGAUUGGCUACCAUUUUGCGUACUUUACUGGAUGAAUGCAAGCAACUUAAAAGCAAGGACAGCGCACUUAAAUCGUUUCCGAAUUUUAAAAAAGCGAAUUUCCCAUUACUUUUUCGGGGUAUGUGCGAAACAACGGUUGAUUUUCUGUGUGAAUUAAUAAAUAAAAGCGCAACACAGAGAGGAGAUAAAAUGAAGAUGUGGGACAAAAGUUGUGAUUUGUUUAAUAUACUACUUGACAUUGUUAAGUCAUUAGAUGUGCCACGAAAUUUUCAACUAUUUAUGAAGCACGCACAUGUGUAUUUGAAGCUUCUUCUUCAGCAUGGUCUAGAGGUAAUUAAUCAAACAUUACGUGAGGAUCCAGGACGUGUUAGUGAAUUUUUGAAAAGUUUACAAACGGUUACACGUUUUCUACAUAAUAUAUGCUGCCAUUCCAAGGCACUCCAGAACACAGCCAUCAUUGGGCAAAUUCCAGCAUUGCGAGAAACUGUCGAAACAUUAGUUUUUCGAGUAAAGGCUAUUAUGACAGCGAACAAGUGUUCAUCGGUAUUUUCAAUGGGCAAUCUCAAAAAUAAGGAUAUACAUGGCGAUGAAAUCUUGUCACAGAGUGCCCGCGUUAAUGCCGCAAACGAACAUGACAGUGAAGAGGACAUACCAGAAGACGAAGAUAGCGCCGACGAAACAGUAUUAGACGAAGAUGAGGCUGCAAACACGAGGGAGAGUACAAAGUCCACCAAUACCACUAACCGCAGCAAAUCGUCAUCCCGUAGUAAAUGCUUUUAAUUUGAUUGCAUUGUUGUGAAAUUCGAUUGAUAUUCGCAGCUUAAGCUUACGCGCCAGCAAGUUCUUCGCGAAAGCAGCGAAGAGUAUUUAUUUUGCGUUGUAGUUUUUUACACAUACACACGCCAACGUACAUACAUAUGUACCUUAAAAGUGCGUGCGUGCACAAAAAGGUUAUAGUGAAGUUUUUUUCUUUUCCACAUCAUUACAUACACAACAUUUUAAAAAGUUAUGGUUUAUGUGUUUUUCUGGAUAAUUAUAAUAUAAUACAAUAAAAUAAUACACCGUCCGACAAAAUCAAACUGUAUUUCGUACACGUGAGAAAAUCCGAAAGAAUAUAUGAAAUAAAAUAUACAUCAAAAGGCGUUUUGCCGUAACACGCCUAAAUUUUGUUUAAAUUGGUUUCAUAAAAAAAUUAUAAAUAAAAGAAAACAUUAAUAGAAUAAGUAAAAGUUGACGGAUUUAAAUAAAUAAAAGCUUAUUGAAUGAGUUUUCGCCUUAAUAAUAUAACUAACUUUAGAAUAAUUGAUUUUUUCACGAAAAAUUUACUUGAAACCAAAUGUUUUUAGAUAUGAUAGACAAAAAUAACAAGCAUUCGGUGAAUGUCCUGACGUGGCAAUAAAACAAACGGCUCAGGGUCCUCAAAAAUAUUAUUUUAGAUUCAGUAUAUCCAUUGUAUCCAGCCAUGAUAACAAUAAUACAAGCCACUUCAGGUACAUUCUAUAUAUUCGGUUUAUAAACCGUCACAAAGUAAUUUUCAAAUCCAGUAACAACACUUCGUAAGUUUUUUCAAGCUGCAAACAAUCGGCAAACCUAAUAAAAAAGGCUUUGAUUAUAACAAAAGCAAUUUUUUUAAUUUAAUAAAAGGCAUUUUUAUCAAAUGAUCGAUUUACUUUUCAAAAAAAAAAAAUAUGUUUAAUGCUAUUUCACAAAAUUAUUUAUCUAACUGAAUAUCUUUUAGAAAACAACUUUUCUUUAUUUAUACGUGUCAAACAUAAUUUCUGCCAUUUAUCAAUUCUAUCGAAAAUUUACAGCUCUCGAGCAUUUAUCUAGUAAAGAGUUACGUGAGUAAGUUUAAAAUGCCCCCUCUUCGCGUAACUCAAAUGUAAAAAUAGAAUAUACAUAGAAUUUCAUUUAAUUCGUUUUGUGUUCAACUUUUAUCUUCCAUGGAAUAGUGCCUCCAUGUGGUGUCAGUAUAGUUCUGGGUGGUUAAUCAUGUUUGGUAUUCAAUUAUGUUUCCAAUAAGCUUUGCUUUCUUUAAAUCGGUCAACUUUUAUUUUAUUUACAUUUCAUUUUAUAUUAUAUUAUAUUUAUAUUUCAUUAAAAAAUAUAAUAUUUAAACGAACUUUGAAUAACCUUAUUUUAAAUAAUCAGCGCUAUCUUUAAAGUCGAUUUAAAAACUUUUAAAGUUCGAUAAUUAGUCGAUAAAAGUCGAUAAUUACUAUAACAACUUUUUUCAUGAUUAUAUUCAGGUUCUUUUGGAUUUUCUCGCGGGUACAAGUUUUCGUUGGACGGUGAUAACACACAUAUAUGAAGUCGACUUAUGUUCAUGUACUCGUACUUUAAUGUUUUUUCCGCAAUAAGUUGUAUUACUCGUAUACAUGUUUGUUAGUUAAAUUUGUUCAACAAAAAACGCACAAAUUACAUACGAAAAGUACCUUAAUAUAUUCCACAAAAAACUGGUAAUUUACAA